AUGACCAUCCUCUCCUUUCUCCGCGAGUUAUAUUCUCUCGAAACGCUCGACACGCGAUUCACGAAUUCCGCAUCCACGUCCAUAAAAUCUGCAAGUGCGAAAGAGGAUGAACCCAAGCCUGACAGCCAAAGAGGAGGGAAACCACUGCCUGCAGAUGCUACUGGCAGAUUGCCGAGAUGGGAGUUCUGGUUCUACAUCGUGGUCGUCUUUACGUCUGUGCCUCAGAUGUACUGGUCGGUAGUGAGCAUCUCACAGCCCGACUCCCCGAACUAUUCGAAAUAUGAGCAUCUUCUAUCUCCGGGCUGGAUGUUCGGUCGGAAAGUGGACAAUUCUGAUGCCCAAUAUGCCGGCUUCCGGGACAAUAUCCCUUACUUGGCUCUUCUUGUUAUCUUUCAUCCACUGCUCAGGCGAACGUGUGAGAAAUUCGCUGUUUCUGGCAAACCCUCUUCGAAUGAAACGGCCAAACCAACAUCCAGGAGCAAUCAAGCCGAGAUCAGGCCCCGCCAUCGCCUGACCUAUGACUUUUAUUCAGCCUUGGUCUUUGUUGUGGCUCUGACAGGGUUCUCCUCUUUAAAAGUGCUUCUCAUCUUGUUCAUCAACUACAAGAUUGGCACGUCACUCCCACGAAAUGCGAUCCCAGCAACAACUUGGAUCUUCAACAUUGGGAUUCUCUUCGCCAACGAACUAGGUCAAGGCUACCGAUACUCGAGCAUAGCUAACUCAAUGAUACCCUUUUACCCUGCAGCGCCAGCCCUGGGCAAAUUCUUGGACUUCUAUGGAGGUCUCAUGCCGCGGUGGGAGGUACUUUUCAAAGUUACCGUCUUGAGGAUGAUUUCCUUCAAUUUUGAUCAUUACUGGUCUUUGGAUCGGUCUCGGGCUGGAAGUCCCCUUGAGAAGAAACAAUUGGAUCCCUCAGCACUCUCGGAUAAAGAGAGAGUCUCUAUGCCUGCCACUCCAGCUGCAUUUUCCUCAUACCGGACAUACGUGGCCUACAUCCUUUAUCCACCGUUGUACAUCGCUGGGCCAAUCAUGACUUUCAACGACUACAUUUCUCAGUGCACUUACAGAUCAUCGUCCGUGACCACCCGCCGAACAGCACUAUAUGGAAUACGGUUCUUGGCUACGUUACUUUGCAUGGAGUUGAUGCAACAUACUGCAUACGCUGUGGCCAUAUCAAAGGCAUCUCCGGACUGGUCAACCUAUACUCCUUUCCAGCUCAGCAUGCUUGCUUAUUUCAACCUGCACAUCAUCUGGCUAAAACUGAUGAUCCCAUGGCGCUUUUUCAGAUUAUGGGCACUUGUGGACGGUAUUGACCCUCCUGAAAACAUGAUUCGAUGCAUGAGCGACAACUACUCGGCUCUCGGUUUCUGGCGGUCUUGGCACCGUAGCUACAACCGCUGGCUUACUCGUUAUGUAUACAUACCACUCGGUGGCGGCCCUGGAAGAGGCGUCGGUGUCGUUCGUGGAACUAUCAAUUUACUCCUCGUCUUCACCUUCGUUGCCUUAUGGCACGAUAUCAACCUCCAACUCCUAACCUGGGGUUGGCUUGCAACUUUCUUCAUCCUGCCUGAAGUCUUUGGAACGAUGGCAUUCCCGGCCUCGAAGUGGAAAACGCGCCCCGCUGCUUAUCGAUAUAUUUGUGGUGUGGGAGCGACAUUCAACAUUCUUUUGAUGAUGGCAAGCAGUUUGGUUGGCUUUGCUGUUGGACUAGAUGGACUGAUGGGGCUUGUGCAUGGCAUCAUCGGAAGCUGGCAUGGCGCUUUGUAUAUGCUUACCGCAUGCUUUAUUCUCUUCACUGGUGUUCAAGUGAUGUUUGAACAUCGUGAGGAUGAGAAAAGGAAGGGGAUUAAGUUGAAGUGCUAA
Exophiala bonariae is the source of this 1863-nucleotide messenger RNA. RefSeq lists its product as uncharacterized. Lineage: Eukaryota; Fungi; Ascomycota; Eurotiomycetes; Chaetothyriales; Herpotrichiellaceae. Gene Ontology annotation, cellular component: endoplasmic reticulum. Gene Ontology annotation, biological process: GPI anchor biosynthetic process. The transcript is spliced from 4 exons. Bases 1 to 1863 code for a protein of 620 amino acids. The record is from RefSeq and is a predicted model, not a curated record.